This is a messenger RNA of Larimichthys crocea (large yellow croaker), 2498 nucleotides long. RefSeq lists its product as uncharacterized. Bases 1134 to 2288 code for a protein of 384 amino acids. The transcript is spliced from 7 exons. NCBI's taxonomy places the organism in Eukaryota, Metazoa, Chordata, Actinopteri, Sciaenidae. The record is from RefSeq and is a predicted model, not a curated record.
ACAAGUCAUGAACAGAAGCCCUCCUGCAGGUGGUCGGCUUUUUUAUAUCACAGAAGUGCAUCACUGCUUCCAGCUGCGGUAAAGAGGCAUGUGAAAAAAUGGGGAAGUCUGCCUUCCACGGUGCUUCUGAAAAGAUGAACAAUCAGUAUUACUAUCCACAAACUGAUCGCAAAAUUAAUGCUGCACAUUUACACAGAUUGACUUUGAGCUGCCCGGAUCAACGACAAUCUGUGAGUGGCUGCAUCCUUUUAUUUUAAAACAGUCCAUCACUGGUCUGACAGCGUUGCACGAGUGCGGUGCUCAAGAGAUAGAGUGCUGUUUUCAUGCGGCUUUCAGAAUAAGGAACUUGGCCCUUUUGUUGCCUUAUUUCUAACCACACCUAUCCGUCGUUAUGAGGAGGAAGUCCUCAGCCUGCAUGUGUUAUACUGUUAAGUUAUUAUGAUGUUCACGUCAGUUUCAACAAAAAAAAUAUUUAGUGGCAUGACUUAAAUAAUCUCCUCUUUAAAUAUUCAACAUCUAUUCCCAGUUAUAAAGUGAUUAUAACAACACAUUCAGAUUUUUAUUUGACAUCCUUUUGAGGUGUCAUUACGAUGGCAGGAACAAACCAUUUCCUCAAGUAAAAGCACUAAACGGUGAUGAUGAAACAUGCUUCUAAUGCAAAAAUUGCUACAAAUUGUAAACCACAUACAAAAAAAGUGAAUGCACAGAGGGCUCCAGCAAAAAGUCGUUGUUUAUUGGCUCAACUUUUACUGGACGUUUUUCUAUUUAACCGCAUGAUCAAUGCAACAAAAGAGAAGUGAACACUCGUCUUCCUGGACUUCCUGGAAUGUGUUGUGCCACAGUUUUACGUCUAAAUGCCCAUCAAAGCUUUGUGUCACUAAAUAUGGGGGAGGAAUUGCUUCAGAGAUUAUACUGUACUAUUUCUCACCACAUGAAUUGUGUUGAGGGAAAGAUGCAAAAGCCUCUAACAGUUCACCUCUAGUAAUUCAUUUUGUAUUCAUCAGUUACACAUAUUUUUGAGUACAGGAUGAACUUUUCAAAAGUCAAAUGUGUUGAAAAAAUUUAAAUUUCUUAAGCACUGGCGCUGGUUUAAGUUACAAACAAGCACAGUUUUAAUGUAAAGUUUAAAAGUCAUGAAGACUGCGCUGAAAGAAGAACUAAUGAGGGGAGGAGAGUGUGUGUUGUUUGGAGGAGGAGAAAAGAGAAGUUCCUGCUUUACCAGUGAAGAAGAAGUGCGGCAGCUUAAAACCAACAGAGGCUUAAACAUGAACGUCCGUCGCACUGUGAUCUGCUUCUUCAUCCUCUCUGGAAACACUGGUCUCAUCACUGAGGGGAUCACCGUUAUUACAGGAAAGGAGGGAGGAAACAUCACACAUGAGUGCAAAUUUUUUUUCUCUGGAAGUCGGAGGGCCUUCUAUAAAAAAAACAAUCUUCUGAUUAAAACAGAGAAGGACAAAGCUCAGCGUGACAGAUACAGCAUUGAAUAUGAUCCAGGAACCAUUGUAUCAUCUUCAGUUCUGUAUGUGAGCAUCACAAACCUGAUCAAGUCUGACUCUGGGAGGUACAGAUGUGUUUUGAAAAAAAGUUUUUUUCCAGAAUCAACCGAGGAGUUUGAGCUCAGAGUUGAAGAUGCUCCAACCACUCUGAAACCAAACAGGACUCCUGAACCUUUUCCAACAUCAGUCCCAUCAACCUCCACACCAACAACAACACAGAGUCUAACCUCCAGUUCAGGAAGCUCCACACCUUCAUCAGUCUCUCCUAAAACCACCCACCAGUCUCAGCAGCAACAGACAGAUGCAGGUCAAGAUACGCUGCUGUAUGUAGGUCUCACUCUGGUCAUCAUGAUCUUCAUAUUAUCAGCAGCUGUGCUGAUAUACUGCAGGAAGACGGCCAGUAAACCCAAAGGACCUCCUGAGGAAACAGAGUAUGUCAAUGUCACAGAGAUCAGAGAGGAGGACAGACAGAGCAGAUCUCCUCCUAUAGAAAUAUCUACAGUUAAUGCUCACGCCAAAUACACCAAACCAAAUGCAGCUGAAGGCACAGAUGACUACAGCUUGGUCACUGCAGUCAGCUCUCAGAUGGAAACUAAAGACGACUCGAGUAAACUCAUCUACUCUGUGGUGGAUUUCUCCAAUGGUGCUGCUGCCUCACUCAACAGCGCCCCCCGUGGCGAUGCAGAUAAUGUCAUCUACUCCGUGCCUAAGGUUGCAGCAAACUCGGACAGCCGCCACGUCGAACAGGCUUCACCUCCUCUGUACUCGACUGUUAAUUUGCAUCAGCGGUAGCUUAAAAGCUGCCGAUGCCACAUUUACUCUCUCAGUGAGUCACAUUCACACAAACAUUUGUUCUUUCCUGUUAAAAAAUUUUUUAGUUGGCAGAUAGAAACAAAAGUUGUUUGUUCACUGCCCCAUCGUCGCACUAGCUUGCUGUGAUGUUGUGCAUUAUUUAUCUGCAGCCAGUCUGCAUCAUAUUUUAAAUGGGGGGGGGGGUGAAUA